Molecule: messenger RNA, 6163 nt
Organism: Oncorhynchus kisutch (coho salmon)
Lineage: Eukaryota; Metazoa; Chordata; Actinopteri; Salmoniformes; Salmonidae
Gene: kif5c
Product: kinesin family member 5C
Exons: 26
Coding region: 467-3403 (978 amino acids)
Biological process (GO): microtubule-based movement
Molecular function (GO): microtubule binding; ATP binding; microtubule motor activity
Source: RefSeq, a predicted model, not a curated record
ACCAUAGAAGUCCCGUUCUGGCUGCAAGCGUGUUAGGCUACCGCAACAUCAACAUCCUCACCAUCACUGAGGUGGACCAAAGUGGGAUUGACAGCAUUAGAGCAAGGAGCUUCAAAUUGGUCGAUGCUGGUCCUGAUGCAAGACGCAUCGGUGAAUACGGGAAGUCUUUAACCAAUGUUUGACCACGAAAAGGGGAACUCGCAUUCAAAUCGACGCUAUCAAACGAUAGCAGCCAGACCAUUCAUCAAUCUAUUGUUUUCCUUUUAAGCAGGUAACGUUAGACUAGGAUUCAGCCUAGCGCCAAUCGUUGAAUUGACAGGGAUGUCGAUCGAGAUUGAAUUUCAGCGAAUGACAAAGGAAAUAAGUGCUUAAUUCCAUCUCGGUAAAAUUGCAGUAAACUUCGCGAUAGUUAGCCUAGAGAAAGUUAUUUGGGUUAUCUGGUUGGAAAUAACCUAGUGCUGUGGACAUGGCGGAUGCUGCUGAGUGCGGUGUAAAAGUGAUGUGCCGAUUCAGGCCUUUGAAUGAAUCGGAAACCAACAGAGGAGAUAAAUACAUCCCGAAAUUCAAAGGCGAAGACACGGUGGUAAUAACGGGCAAGCCUUAUGUGUUUGACCGAGUCCUGCCACCCAACACAGCCCAGGAGCAGGUCUAUGAUGCCUGUGCCAAGCAGAUCGUCAAAGAUGUGUUGGGUGGGUACAAUGGAACCAUCUUUGCCUAUGGCCAGACCUCAUCAGGCAAGACUCACACCAUGGAGGGCAAGCUCCAUGACUCCCAGCUGAUGGGUAUCAUCCCCCGUAUCGCCAGGGACAUCUUUGACCACAUCUACUCCAUGGACGAGAACCUGGAGUUCCACAUCAAGGUCUCCUAUUUUGAAAUCUACUUAGACAAGAUCAGAGACUUAUUGGAUGUGUCAAAGACCAACCUAGCAGUGCAUGAGGACAAAAACAAGGUGCCCUAUGUUAAGGGCUGUACGGAGCGCUUUGUGUCCAGUCCAGAAGAGGUUAUGGAUGUAAUCGAUGAAGGAAAAUCCAAUCGUCACGUGGCUGUUACAAACAUGAAUGAGCACAGUUCUCGCAGUCACAGCAUCUUCCUCAUCAACAUCAAGCAGGAGAAUGUAGAGACAGAACUGAAGCUGUCAGGAAAACUCUACUUGGUGGAUCUGGCUGGCAGUGAGAAGGUCAGUAAAACUGGGGCAGAGGGAUCUGUGUUGGACGAGGCCAAGAAUAUCAAUAAGUCCCUCUCCGCCCUGGGAAACGUCAUAUCAGCUCUGGCCGAGGGAACUAAAACCCACGUGCCCUACAGAGACAGUAAGAUGACCCGUAUCCUGCAGGACUCUCUGGGGGGAAACUGUAGGACCACCAUCAUCAUCUGUGCCUCCCCCUCUGUCUACAAUGAGGCUGAGACCAAGUCCACCCUCAUGUUUGGACAGAGAGCUAAGACCAUUAAGAACACAGUGUCAGUGAACCAAGAGCUGACAGCUGAGGAGUGGAAGAAGAAGUAUGAGAAGGAGAAAGAGAAGACUAAAGGCUUGAAAUACGUGAUCCAGAAGCUUGAGACCGAGCUCAAACGCUGGAGGAAAGGUGAGGCUGUUCCAGUGGAGGAACAGCUGAGCAGUAAGGAGAAGAAGAGCAACAGUGGUGACGCCAUGGCCACGCCCAUGAUUGACACCAUCGCCCCACCCCCUAUCCCGCUGUUGGACGAGGAGAAGACCCGAUACGAGGGGCUCAUCACCGACUUGUACCAGCAGCUGGAUGACAAGGAUGAUGAGAUCAACCAACACAGUCAGCUGGCGGAGAAGUUCAAAGAGCAGAUGAUCGAUCAAGAUGAGCUGCUGGUUUCGGCCCGUAAGGACUAUGAGAAGCUGCAGGAGGACCUGUCCAGGCUGCAGAGGGAGAACGAGGCGGCCAAAGAGGAGGUGAAGGAGGUGCUGCAGGCCCUGGAGGAGCUGGCUGUUAACUACGACCACAAGAGCCAGGAAGUGGAGAACAAGAACCGCUCCAACAACCAGCUCAGUGAGGAACUCAACCAGAAGAGCACCACUCUGGAAGGGGUGCAGAGGGAGCUGUCCAGUCUACAGGAGCUCAGCAGUCACCAUAAGAAGAGAGCAGCAGAGAUCCUCAGUCUAUUGCUCCGAGACCUCAGUGAGAUAGGAGGCAUCAUCGGCACCAGUGACCUCAAGGCUAUGAUGGAGGUGAAUGAGGUCAUCGAGGAGGAGUUCACCAUGGCCCGUCUUUACAUCAGCAAGAUGAAGUCGGAGGUCAAGUCUCUGGUGAACCGCAGCAAACAGCUGGAGAGCUCCCUUGUCGACACCUCCCGCAAGAUGCAGGCCAAUGAGAAGGAGCUGGCCUCCUGUCAGUUACUCAUCUCCCAGCACCAGGCUAAGAUCAAGUCUCUGACAGACUACAUGCAGAACAUGGAGCAGAAGAAGAGACAGCUGGAGGAGAGCCAGGACUCCCUGAUGGAAGAGCUACACGCACUACAUGCACAGGAGAAAAUGAAAGAGGUACAUGUGAUGGAUAAGCAGAAGGAGCACCUGACCAAACUGCAGGAUGCAGUGGAGAUGAAGAAGACCCUAGAGGAGCAGAUGGAGAACCACAGAGAGGUGCAUCAGAAGCAGCUGUCUCGCCUGCGGGAUGAGAUCGACCACAAGCAGAGGGUCCUGGACGAGCUCAAGGAUCUGAACCAGGGGCUGCAGCUGGAACAGAGCAAGCUGCAGUCAGACAAUGACAAACUGAAGGCCGAGGAGCUGGAGAAGGACGAGCAACUGCAGAAGCUUGUCUUCUUGAAUGAGAAGAGAGAGCAGGCCAAGGAGGACCUGAAGGGGCUGGAAGAAACUGUGGCCAAGGAGCUUCAGACCCUGCACAACCUGCGCAGGCUUUUCAUCCAAGAGCUCACCUCCCGCGUCAGCAUGAGUGCAGAGAUGGAUAAUGAUGAGGCCGGGGGCAGUCUGGCUCAGAGACAGAGGAUCACCUUCCUGGAGAACAACCUGGAGCAGCUCACCAAGGUCCACAAACAGUUGGUGCGUGAUAACGCCGACCUGCGCUGUGAGCUGCCCAAGCUGGAGAAACGUCUGCGGGCUACGGCUGAGAGAGUCAAGGCCUUGGAAGCAGCCCUGAGGGAGGCCAAAGAGAGUGCCAUGAGGGACCGCAAACGCUACCUGCAGGAGGUGGACCGCAUCAAAGAGGCCAUGCUCUCCAAGAAUGCCUCCAGGAGGGGGCACUCUGCACAAAUAGCUAAGCCCAUCCGUGCAGGACAUCAGCAGCAGUCCACAUCCUCUCCCUCAGCGGGUCAUUCCAUCCGUGGAGGCUCUAUCCGCGGGGGUGGAGGGGUGUCCAGCCCUCACCACCACCGCCACCCGGCCUCUCCAUCACCCCACCGCCAGCAGCAGCAGCGCAGCAAAUAAAGCACAGCUGCAGGUGGAAGUUGGAUUUUCCAGCUGGAUGUACAGACCAUAUCUCCUCUCCAUUUGGGACCAGACCCCACUCCAGGACUGUCUGGGAUAUUCUCUUUCCCCAUGGACCUUGCUAUCUCUCUCUCUCUAACCACUGGGACCAAUCCUCCUCUCCUUCUCUCACCACUCUGCCUUUACUGGGACUCCAGACUCCUCAUUCCUGAAAAAACACACUCUGUAAGCCAGACAUCUUUAUUAAUAGGUCUCCUAUCCUCAUGGUUAAGAGGAAAGAGAGGCUCCGUAAUGCUGAACAAGUGCUUUUCAUCUUUCGCCUUCUUGAAUCUCUCUCACUCUCUCUCUCUCUCUCUCUCUCUCUCUCUCUCUCUCUCUCUCUCUCUCUCUCUCUCUCUCUCUCUCUCUCUCUCUCUCUCUCUCUCUCUCUCUCUCUCUCUCUCUCUCUCUCUCUCUCUCUCUCUCUCUCUCUCUCUCUCUCUCUCUCUCUCUCUCUCUCUCUCUCUCUCUCUCUCUCUCUCUCUCUCUCUCUCUCUCUCACAGAAAUGUGUAAUGAGCUCCUAUAUGUUGUUUAGGGUGAUGUCUCUCUGGGGCUUGUUCAGUGUUGUAUCUUGUGAAACAGGCUGGUUUUCCUUUAAGAUCAAUUAUGAGAAAAAGGUGGUUGUUUAGGGGUUUCCGUCUAACACCAAUACCCUCAGAAACAAUAGAAGGGACACGUUGUUAAGGAUGAACGUAUGGAGACACAGUUAGUAUUGUAGUGUGUUUUAGAACCCACAGUGUUUUUUGAUGAAUGUUUAAGAUCACCUUUAAAAGUUGUGGUUUUGAAAGUAGCACUCUGUUUUGUACUGAAUUUUGUGGAUUUAAUUAUUAUUAUUUGCGCAACUUUGAUGAAGAUAUCUGCUAUUUAUUUUACACAUUUUAUUUAUGCAACUUUGAUGUUAGUUAUUUGAACAUGUGCUUUGACAAUAUCACACACUACUGAAGUCACGUGAAGAUGCUAUGGUCAUACUUUACUAAUCUACUCUGCUUGAGAUGCAUAUUGUUAAGAUACAGAUCAACUUUCUAAUUGUAAACAUUUCAAAAAUCAGAGUAUGUAUCCGAUAUGGUUUUAAUAAUUGUCAAGCCACAGUAACAACCUUUUAAGAAUUUGAAUUUGAAUUUCCUGCAAAUAUUUUCUAUAUUCUUGGUUUCCGGGGCAUUGAGUCUUUUCAUUUGUGUUACAUGCAGACCAAAUCGAAAUACAUUAAUGAGGUGCUAUGAAGCCAAAACUGACGGAUCGUACAGUUUAUGAACAUUUCCAAGAAAUGUGAGGAAUUAGACCUAAAACAUAUGUAGGUAUUUUGUAAUGCCUAACAUGGUUAUUAUACUGUAUUUCCUUCCUUUGCUGGGUUUUAGUUUUUUGCUGCUUUAGACUGAAUGUCUCACAUGCCAGGUUGUUAUUUGAAAAGAAGGUGUAUCGUCAAUUAUCUUUAUAAAUGAAGGUGGCGAAAAAGAGGGUUGAAUACCUGCGGUAAUAUGAAGUUGAAGAGAUGAUGAGACGUGUGAUUGGUUGUUUCCCCACUGCAAUGAUGCUGAUCAGCCCAUCAGUAGAUCUGGCAGUGUAUGGGCUCGUCGGAACUGAAGUGUUUGAGUUCUAGGGUUUAUCAGGGAUUUCAUGUUUGGUCUUUCUGGAUGUACUCUCUCCACUCUAAAGAAGUAACACAAUCAGAAUGGUUUACAAAUUAUAUAAGGUUGUCAUUGGUCUGGGAUCUUGAUUAUUUCCUACAUGUCACUUGUCUACUUGUGGUCCACCUGUAUUCAUGGUGCUAAAGGAUAUUCAGACUAAUGUUUUUGUAUAUAUCUGCUCUCUGUCAUAUAUCAAAUCAAGUGCUUUUCGACUGCCUCUUUCAUUCUAGUUCACAAAGUCUAAAUAAGUGUUUUUUCUGAACUUCGUAUGAGGUAAGGAAAAAAAUUAAGUCACAUUUCACAUGGUUCGUAAACAACAAGUGUAGACUAACAGUGAAAUGCUUACUUACGGGUCAUUUUCCAACAAUGCAGAGUUAAAGAUAAAGAUUCAAUGUUUUUUUUAAUAAUGUCUAAAUACACAGUGAAUAAUGAGUUAUGCUGUUGUGAAAUGUGUUCUAUUAAGGUGUCUUGGAACAGGGUCUUGCAUUCGUUCACCUCUCAUACUGGUUUCCUGUUGAAAGUCAUGCAUUAAUUUACUUACACAUAUGAAUGACCCUUCCUUAAGGUAUUAUCAUGAUGACUGAAGGAUGACUGUUGGCGUCUGUCAAAUUCCUGCGCUGAAUGUCAUUUCCUGUUUUAAAUGUAAUUUAUCUUAUCGCUUCUCUCUCGCUCUCUCUCUUUCUCUCUCUCCAUCUGUCGCUCUUGCUUCUGAAGUGUCUUUGGUCACUGUUAGUAAACUCUUAGUCUGAAACAUUUGCAAAGAAAGUGCUUGUGAGUCAACUAUCAAUGAGGUUUAUGGUACAAGGGACAAUGUUGUUCAUGGUACAAGGGACAAUGUUGUUCAGACAACGGUUUUCAUAAGUUAAAGAGAAACUCUUGACAUAAAUCAUAUUUAGCCAUUUGUCUCAUCAUACGCCAUAUGUUCACCACAAGAUGUAUCUCUGUCCUGUACCUAAUAGGCUACCACACUGUUCUGUUCGGACAAAAUAGUGCUGUUGAUGAUGAUUGCAUGGUGUAAGAUAGCAAUUUCAGAUGUCAAGAUUCAUUCAAAUAAAGACAGAUAAAACUGAACAAUAAAAAUAUGAAUAUAAUCUA